CCCUGCUCACGCCCCCUCUCCCCGCUCCGGACCACCGCCGCGGUCCCGCGUUCCGAGCGCGUCUGAGAUCUCCGGAAACCCCCGGCCGAGCAGGACGGCGGCCUGAGGAACGCUCCGGAGCUGCAGCACCUCCCUCCGUGAGGACACCCCCGGGAAGCCCGGAGCGUGUCCGGAGCCCAUUCCUCUGGAGGUGUGUACUGCUCCCCGUUACUUUGAGUAAUUAAGAGCUGUGAUGUGGAGACCGCGCUCCCCUUUUCCGUGGAAUUACCCGACUCGUUGUUAGCUUUGUCUGCAUUAACUGCGUCCACCCUGCCCCUUUUCGGAAAAGCACUCUACCGGGAAAUUACUUAGCGCUCCUUUCCUUUUUUUUGUUUUUCCUCAAAAACCUGAGGGUUUGUGCUUAGCCAAUCGUUGGGAUCCCAGACUCUUAAUUCCUUUUUUAUUUCCCCCCAUUUUCUCUUCGCUCUUCCUCAGCACAAUUCCUUGUGGACUACAAAACCCUUUCAGGCGUUGGAUGUUCUCGGUUUUUUCAGAGGUCCAUCGCCCCUCCCAUGUUCUGGUCUCCCGUCCGGAAGCCCGCCCCUGACUUGCCGGUGGUCGUCGAGUUGCAGCGCCGGGAGGUAGGGUCCAUGCCCGGUUAACCGCCGCGGUGCCGUAACCAUGCGCGGGGCUCAGGGCGUGGCCGGCUCCCUGGUGGUCAGCUCCCUCCUGCUGCAGCUGGCGGGCGCCGGGGGCUGUCCGUCCGGCUGCCUGUGCACGGCGGACAUCCUGAGCUGCGGGGCCCAGGGCCUGGAGCAGCUGCCCGCCCAGAUGCCCGCCUACGUGGCCACGCUGGACUUCAACCACAACCGGCUGGCGCGGCUGGAGGAGGGCGGGUUCGCCGGGCUGCCCCGCCUCGAAACGCUGCGCGUGGCCCACAACCGGCUGAGCCGCAUCGCCCCCCGCGCCUUCCACAACGUCAGCCGCCUGCGGCACCUGGACCUGUCCUCCAACGAGCUGCACGUGGUGGAGCAGCACUACUUCCUGGAGCUGCUGGGCCUGGAGGAGCUGCUGCUCUUCGACAACCGCAUCACGCGCGUGGAGAGCAAGGCGCUGACCGGCCUCAGCAACCUGCGCAAGGCCUACUUCAGCCACAACCGCCUGACGGACUUCCCCUUCUUCUCCAUCCAGGAGCACAGCCACCCGUCCCUGCGCACGCUCGACCUGUCCUCCAACCGCCUUCCCAGGCUGCCCCUGGAGGACAUCGCGGCGCUGCCCGCCAACGUGCAGAGCGGCCUCUUCCUGCACAACAACACGCUGAUCUGCGAGUGCGCCAUGUACGGCCUGUUCCGCCGCUGGGACCAGCGGGCCUACGCCUCCGUGCUGGACUACCGCGAGGAGCACACCUGCCUGGUGUACGGGGAGCGGCGGGCGUCCGUGCGCUUCUUCCAGCCCGCCCGGCUGUUCGAGAACUGCCCCGCGCAGAGCUUCCUGGCGGAGCGGGCGGUCAGCGUGCAGGCGCAGGAGGGCGACUCGGUGCUGCUGGACUGCCCCACGUCGCUGCGGAAGAGGCGGGGGUCGCAGCGGCACCUGUCCUACCUGUGGGUGUCGCCGGAGCAGGAGUACGUGGUGCCGCCGGGCAACAACGGCUCGCUGCGCAUGUUCGCCAACGGCAGCCUGCAGGUGGUGUCGGCGCGGCGGCAGGACUCGGGCGUGUACCUGUGCAUGGCGCUGGACCGGCGGCCGCCGCCCGCCAACGAGUCGCACGAGGUCAACGUGACGGUGGCGGCCAGGCGCGGCGCGGAGGACGAGGCCUUCAACACGGGCUUCACCACGCUGCUGGGCUGCGUGGUCAGCCUGGUGCUGGUGCUCAUGUACCUGUACCUCACGCCCUGCCAGUGCUGGUGCCGCCGUCAGCCGCCCGCCCCGCCCGCCGGGGCCGCGCCGGGCACCGCGCCCGCCGCCCACGAGGGCAGCGGCCAGUCCUCCAUCCUCACGCCCACCCCGCCCGCCACCACGGAGGGGCCCGGCCGCAAGGCCAGCGGGAACAGCAAGCACGUGGUCUUCCUGGAGCCCAUCAAGGAGGUGCAGAACGGCCGGCUGAGGAGCACGCUGGCCGUCCCCACCGAGCACGCCAAGCCGCAGCCGCUGCGCGGGGACACCGACUCCGUCGCCUCCGUCUUCUCCGACGUGCCCAUCGUGCCGUAG
Messenger RNA from Conger conger (European conger), 2187 nucleotides. RefSeq names its product adhesion molecule with Ig-like domain 3 (gene amigo3). Gene Ontology annotation, molecular function: protein binding. Gene Ontology annotation, biological process: brain development. Bases 661 to 2187 code for a protein of 508 amino acids. The record is from RefSeq and is a predicted model, not a curated record. The transcript has a single exon. NCBI's taxonomy places the organism in Eukaryota, Metazoa, Chordata, Actinopteri, Anguilliformes, Congridae.